CGUCGUGAUUUAAUUUAGUUUUAUUUUAUUUUACCUACGUGACUUUACUGAAAAAAAACCCAAAGAGUAUGGCCCCCAUUCAACUCGAACGGAGCCAUCAAAAUCAGCCCCCCAGCGGACCUCCUGUCAACUGCAGGGGUCCAGACGGCACCGCUCUCGCUCCCGACGGGCAAUUGGCAGCCUCUCUCUCCUGCACUCGGCCGCACCCCCUGACGGUUUCCUGUCCGUCCGCUUUGCGGGUGCCGCGUCUUGGCCUGUAUCUUGUCGGGUCUGCAGCUUGUCGCUCGCUGGGUCGCUGCGUCUCGUCGCUGCAUCUUGUCGCUCGCUGGGUCGCUGUGUCUCGCGCUGUAGCUUGUCGCUCGCUGGGUUGGCGUAACGGAGCUGGAGACGAAGAGACGCGGGGAGAGACGCAGAGACACAGGUAGAGAGACAGGUAGAGAGACACAGACAGAUGGCUUCACUCGUCAAGUCUCCUCCACCUCCUCCUCCGCUCAUCAAACAAGAGGCUGCUGCUGCUGAUGAUGAUGAGGAGGAGAGCCUAGAGCCUGGGAUGAGCGCUCACCUGGCGGUGAAGCGUGAAGACGCCGCCGCUGACGAUGCCGACGAUGACGAAGCAGCGGCAGCAGUCGCUGAAGGAAGCCCCGACGUGCAGCAGCAGCAGGAGGAGCAGCAGGAGGAGCAGCAGGAGGAGGAGCUGCAGCAGGAGGAGCAGCAGGAGGAGCAGCAGGAGGAGUUGGCGGGGCACGUCCCGGGAUUCCGCGACUCCGGCACGCGGCAGAGGAGGAGGCCUGGGUGCAAGGUGGUGGAGGUGUGGGCGGAGGAGGUCAGAAAGUUCGUGGAGGUGGAGCUCCUGGAGGAGGAGGGGGAGGGAGACGCUGGCCGAGCGGCGGCGGCCGCAGCGGCGGAAGGGGAAUCGCCGUGCGUGGAGUGCGGGAAGACCUCCGGCCGACGACGUCCCCGGGCGAAGGGCGUCGCGGGAGGCUGCGCCCGGUGCGGCGGCCCGACCCCCGGAGGCCCCGGCCCCUCGCCCCGUCGCCGAGGGCGGGCGGCGUCGGCGACGCCCGCCGAGCCGGGCGACGCUCCGGCCGCCGGCGGGCGAGGCCACGCCUGCCCCGAGUGCGGCAAGGCCUUCGCGUACCGGUGCCUCCUGAGGCGCCACUCGCUGACGCACGGCGGCGAGCGGCCGCACGCCUGCGCCGUGUGCGGGCGCUCGUUCGCGCAGCGCCGCAACCUGGCCAUGCACGCCAGCGCCCACACGGGCGAGGGGCCGCACGCCUGCGCCGAGUGCGGCCGGCGCUUCUCGCAGCGCUGCAACCUGGCGAAGCACGCGCUGACGCACACGGGCGAGCGGCCGCACGCCUGCGCCGAGUGCGGCCGGCGCUUCGCGCAGCGCUACCACCUGCAGACGCACGCCCGCGUGCACACGGGCGAGCGGCCGUUCGCGUGCGCCGACUGCGGCCGCCGCUUCAGGCAGCGGCCCAACCUGAGGAUCCACGCGGCGACGCACGCCCUCCGGAAGCCGUUCGCGUGCGCCGACUGCGGGAAGGGCUUCGCCCAGCGCUCCGACCUCGGCCGGCACGCCAGGACGCACGCCGGCGGCGGGAAGCCGCCGGAGUGA
Molecule: messenger RNA, 1618 nt
Organism: Petromyzon marinus (sea lamprey)
Lineage: Eukaryota; Metazoa; Chordata; Hyperoartia; Petromyzontiformes; Petromyzontidae
Biological process (GO): regulation of transcription by RNA polymerase II
Cellular component (GO): nucleoplasm
Molecular function (GO): RNA polymerase II cis-regulatory region sequence-specific DNA binding; DNA-binding transcription repressor activity, RNA polymerase II-specific
Source: RefSeq, a predicted model, not a curated record